GUUGUGUUAAAAUAGCAACGUUGCAUACACCAUUUUUAGGGGUUGGGUUUGUGAUUUCGUGAGCAGACGAAGAAUUAGUGAUUCUACUGCCUUGAUGAAUCAUCCGCUUGUCAAAGUCUGAAAUCUCACUCGUUUAACGAAUGUGGCAAUAGUUACACUACAACUACAAAUUAUUGUUUUGCACACAGUUUCAAAAACAUUGUUGACGACCGCUCAGAAAAACGAAAUGUCAGGGUUGAAAAACGUAGAAUUUGAAGAGGCCAAACUGUACAAAAAUGCAAGAGAACGAGAAAAGUAUGAUAAUAUGGCUGAUUUGUAUGCAGUUAUCAACACAAUUCAAUGUCUUGAAAAGGCAUACAUAAAAGAUUCUGUGACAGCAAAAGAGUACACAGCUGCAUGUUCCAAAUUGCUUGUUCAGUUUAAAGCUGCUUUCAAACAAGUCCAGGGAGAAGAGUUUCCAACCGUUGAGAAAUUCACUUCACAUUUUAAGCUAGAUUGCCCAGCAGCGAUGGAGAGGAUUAAGGAAGAUCGCCCAAUCACAAUAAGGGAUGACAAGGGGAACACUAGCAAAUGCAUUGCAGAUAUUGUUUCGUUAUUCAUCACAAGUAUGGAUAAACUUCGCCUGGACAUUCGAGCCAAUGAUGAACUGCAGCCAGACCUUAGAGACCUCGCUGAUACUAUGGCAAGACUUAGUUUGGUUCCUGAUGAAUUUGAAGGCAAGAAGAAGGUCAAUCAGUGGCUUCAAACCCUUUUAUCCAUGCAAGCGUCUGAUGAGCUCAGCGAAAGUCAAGUACGACAAUUACUCUUUGAUCUUGAAACUUCUUACAACGCAUUCAAUCGUCUUCUGCAUCCGUAAAUGAAAAUUCAUCUCGAUAUCGAAAUUUAAAUUCCCAUUUUUUCGCGAUUGUUUUUUAGUUAGUUUUCGUUUACCUUGAAGCAAAAUUGUAUUGAAAGCGAUUACAAGUGAAUAAGAAGAUGUA
This is a messenger RNA of Daphnia pulicaria, 980 nucleotides long. It is a transcript of the gene Vps28, whose product is annotated as vacuolar protein sorting-associated protein 28 homolog. The transcript is spliced from 3 exons. Gene Ontology annotation, cellular component: ESCRT I complex. Gene Ontology annotation, biological process: protein transport to vacuole involved in ubiquitin-dependent protein catabolic process via the multivesicular body sorting pathway. The coding region runs from base 227 to 856 and encodes 209 amino acids. Lineage: Eukaryota; Metazoa; Arthropoda; Branchiopoda; Diplostraca; Daphniidae. Gene Ontology annotation, molecular function: protein-containing complex binding. The record is from RefSeq and is a predicted model, not a curated record.